CCUUCAGCCAGCUGGCCGGUGCGCAUCACAGACCACUGGGAUCCACACGCAGACACUUGCAGCGCAGCCAUGAGUGAGAGACAAGCAUCUGGAGCAAUGACUGGAAACAGCAAACCAUCUUCUGGCCAAGAAGAAAAGAAGAACAACCUCCCGCAGGACUUUGACAUCGACAUGGAUGACCCAGAGACGGAGAAGGCUGCUGUUGCCAUCCAAUCGCAGUUUAGGAAAUUUCAGAAGAAGAAGCAGGAUGUGAAGUCGUAGAGUGAGCGCUGUCAGCUGCGUCGUCACCUGAUGAGGGCCUGGUCUUGCAUGUCAAUCAAACUGC
This is a messenger RNA of Xiphias gladius (swordfish), 325 nucleotides long. It is a transcript of the gene pcp4a, whose product is annotated as Purkinje cell protein 4a. Bases 70 to 261 code for a protein of 63 amino acids. Gene Ontology annotation, molecular function: calmodulin binding; calcium ion binding. The transcript is spliced from 3 exons. The record is from RefSeq and is a predicted model, not a curated record. NCBI's taxonomy places the organism in Eukaryota, Metazoa, Chordata, Actinopteri, Istiophoriformes, Xiphiidae. Gene Ontology annotation, cellular component: cytoplasm.